Tympanuchus pallidicinctus (lesser prairie-chicken) is the source of this 1877-nucleotide messenger RNA. RefSeq lists its product as uncharacterized. Gene Ontology annotation, biological process: protein monoubiquitination; protein polyubiquitination. NCBI's taxonomy places the organism in Eukaryota, Metazoa, Chordata, Aves, Galliformes, Phasianidae. The record is from RefSeq and is a predicted model, not a curated record. The transcript has 2 exons. The coding region runs from base 864 to 1877 and encodes 337 amino acids. Gene Ontology annotation, molecular function: ubiquitin protein ligase activity.
CUUUUAUGAUGAGGGCAGCUUUGUUCCCUCAGGCAUUGCCAGGGAAAAUCGGUCACCUCAGUGUGAGGGACGAGCCCAAGUGACUGUAGUGCGAGCCCUGACAAUACACCGACAGACUCUCAAGCCACAGGAGACGGCCUGAUGUCACUUCUCUCAAUUGGAUAGGCGUCUCAACAGCGUUCUGGAACCGGGACAAGCAAAGGCUCCAGGAGUCCAGGUACUGGGGCCUAUGGUAAGGACAUGUACAAUUCCGGGGGGUGAGGGGGAGCCUUUCUCUUCACACCUGACACACCUGCCCAUUGGCAGGUCAGACACAGGAUCCAGGACUGGUGAGCUCUCUCCGUCCCUGAGUCCCCCUUUCACUCUUUCCUCCUAAAGUUGCUAAGAUGAGGUUUCACAAAAGUUGUUAAGAAACUCAAGGCUUACUCUGAUUUCCCUUAAAAUUGCACAGCUUAGGUAGAUAUAGGUAGAUUGUUGUGAGAGGGCCAACCCUAUAGGAUAGCUGUUCUACGUAAAUUCCCCAUUAAACUUGAUGCUUAGUAGGGACCGUGAGUGUUAUUUCACCUUAAGCCAUCCAAAAGGAAUUCAUGAAGGUUACACACCCCCCCUCCUCACAGGUGGGACGCGACACUCAGAAAGAAGGAUAUUCCCAAGCUGAUAAUGGAAGAGACUCCCAAAAAGCACCAAGAAAACGCUGACAGAAGAGGAACGAGGGAAAGAUCGACCGGGCUUUCCUGAAGGAAGAAGAGGAGAAUGCCAAACCCGAUUUCUACGUAACACGGCGAGAUACCACCGCUGCAGCUCCGGUGAAGGAGAGCAACUUGUCAUCCUUGGUUCUCCCAGCCAGCUGCAGUGAGAAGACCAUGGCCGUAGAAGAAGAGGCAUGGACAUGCGCCAUCUGCCGUGAUGUGCGACGGGACAUCGCCUACGCGAGUCCUUGCAAUCACACGUUCUGCCUCGGCUGCAUCCAGCGCUGGGCGAGGCUGAGAGACAGCUGCCCGCUGUGCAGAACGGCCAUGAAGACCAUCCGGGUCUCUGUGCGGGGAGACAACGAGUACGUGGAGUGCAUCGUCUCCCCGCCCGCAGUGCCUGUGCCCGUCAGCUUCGGCGCCACCACCGGCCCCAGCGGCACUGCGGCAUCCGCUCCACCCUCUGCGCCACCGUCCCCUGAGCCGAUGGCCGCAGAGCCGGAGAGAGUGGGCGGCCUCCUGCCGGAGGUCUGGGCAGCACUUUUCCGGGAGAGACGUGACAUCCUCGACCCGGUGCUGCCCUGGCUGGAGCAGGAACUCCGCCGCAACGGGGAGCCGCGCUGGUGGAAAAUCAACUGGCUGAAGAGCAUGGUCCUGGCGUUCCUGUGCCAGGUGGGGCCGGACAGGGACAUCCUAGUGCAGUGCGCACAGCACGCCCUGGGGCCCAUCACCGCACCGCUCGUGGAUGCUCUCAUUGGAACCAUCGAGAGCCGGUGCAGCCAGGAGGCCCGGAGGCUGCUGGGCCUCGAAGACCCCAGCGGCACCCAGGAGCAGGAGGACGGCCCCGCGGCCCCCUCCGGUACCCCGCAGGAGGCUGUCGGCCCCGCGGCCCCCUCUGGUACCCCGCAAGAGGCUGUCGGCCCCAGCGCCACACCGUCCAGCUGCUCCGCGGGUCCCCACGUGGAGGAGCUCCCCGGCACCUCCAGCGGGGCCUUCGGAGGGGGUCCUGGUGAGCCGGGUCCCGAGGCAGUUGGUCCUGCUGACCAGGGCCGCAGCCGUGGCUCCUCCGCUCGCGGCCGGGGCAGGAAGCGCUCUGCUGGGAGGUCCCUGCGCCCCACAAAGAGGAGGGCCAGCAGUGCCCAGCGCGCUCCUCUGCCCUGCAAGAGGCGGCCAACCCGGCGCCGCUAG